AUGAAUAGUAUAAAGAAGAGAUGCAGAGAAGAACUUAAAGCCGUACCCGCCAUCUACGACGAAGAAAUCGCCCACUUACAGACAUUAGAUUGGACAGAUGACAAACGACGAAUGGUGGAACAGAUACCAACCUAUCCCUCCUGCAAGACAUCCCUCUACCACAGCAGAGCGAAGCUACUACCCAAACUACCGACUUCAGUGGCAGAUAUCACACUAGAGAACGAAUGGACGCUCACCAACACAGGGGACCAGUUUGUACUAUUCGAUGACAACAGAGACAACUCGAGGAUUUUAGCCUUUGCCACUACCAGUAACCUAGAGAUCCUGUCAACAGCUACCACUCUGUAUUGCGACGGAACAUUCUACACUUGUCCGAGGUUCUUCAGUCAACUAUACACCAUCCAUGCCAUGAUAGACAACCAGAUGCACCCACUUGUAUUUACACUCUUACCAGGGAAGUCACAGCUCCUUUACACCAGAUUCUUGGAGAAGUCUACAAUGAAAGAACGACAACUUCAACUGAACCCGACAGUGAUAUUCAUGGACUUUGAAUCUGCCGCCCAGAACGCCGCCAAAUCCAUAUCCCAGGGAAUUACAGUGAAAGGGUGCUUCUUCCACUUCACGCAGUGCAUUUGGAGAAAGACGCAACAACUCGGACUCCAUACCUACUACAGAGACAACGAGGAUAUCCACAGACUUGUUAGACAUGCAGCUGUUCUCCCACUUAUACCUCCACAACGCAUUGAGGACUACUGGUUCAACGCAAUGGAUGACCUUGAAGAUGUCGACCUACCAGUGGAUACAACACCAUUCACCGACUAUGUCACAACCCAAUGGAUAGAAGGAGACCGACAUGUUUGGAACCACUUCGACAACGACGGGCCGAGGACUACCAACAAUCUUGAAGGAUGGCACAGCAAACUCAAGAAGAGGAUUCCACAUGCGCACCCAAACAUCUAUCUGUUCAUCCGUGUACUGAAAGACAUCCAAGCUGCCAAUGACAUCAACCGGAUUCAACGUGCUGCUGGAGGUUUACCUGUGCUAAAGAGACGACGCUAUUGGAACCUGGAUGACCGCCUGAUCCAAUUGAAGACUCUCCUACAGAACGACGAGAUCAACUUCAUCAAUUAUGGAGACAGAGCCACAUAUCUAUUGCAUAUGGAGUGA
Messenger RNA from Ylistrum balloti, 1167 nucleotides. RefSeq lists its product as uncharacterized. The coding region runs from base 1 to 1167 and encodes 388 amino acids. Lineage: Eukaryota; Metazoa; Mollusca; Bivalvia; Pectinida; Pectinidae. The record is from RefSeq and is a predicted model, not a curated record. The transcript has a single exon.